This is a messenger RNA of Polypterus senegalus (gray bichir), 3744 nucleotides long. It is a transcript of the gene fstl1b, whose product is annotated as follistatin-like 1b. Gene Ontology annotation, biological process: regulation of BMP signaling pathway; multicellular organism development; cell differentiation. NCBI's taxonomy places the organism in Eukaryota, Metazoa, Chordata, Cladistia, Polypteriformes, Polypteridae. Gene Ontology annotation, molecular function: calcium ion binding; protein binding. The transcript is spliced from 11 exons. Bases 116 to 1066 code for a protein of 316 amino acids. The record is from RefSeq and is a predicted model, not a curated record.
AGGCGGCCACGUCACGCUGGGGGGAGCGUGCUCUUAAAUUCCUGAGCGGCGCUCCAGUUUCCUCAAGUCUGUAGUCGCGGAGUCUCCAUCUCUGGUCUCAAGUGAAGCUGAAGAAAUGAUGUUGAAAAGUAUCUCGGCGCUCCUGCUCUUGGCCGGCGCCUGCGUUCUAGCUGAGCAAGAAGUGAAGAGCAAAUCCAAGAUUUGUGCCAAUGUAUUCUGUGGUGCUGGAAGAGAGUGCACUGUAACAGAGAAAGGGGAGCCCACCUGCCUUUGUAUUGAGCAAUGCAAAAUUCACAAGAGACCAGUCUGUGGCAGCAAUGGGAAGACCUACCGCAACCACUGUGAACUCCAUCGUGAUGCUUGCUUAACUGGCUUGAAGAUCCAGGUCCUUCAUGAUGGACAAUGUGAAGAGAAAAGGACUGAAAAGGCAGCAGCAAGUCCAAUUGUGUGUUACCUGGCUGAUCGCAAUGAGUUGCGGGCCCGUGUGAUUGAGUGGCUAAAUGCCGAGGUCAUCCCAGAUGGCUGGUUCUCUAAGGGUUCGAACUACAGUGAAAUCUUGCACAAAUACUUCAAGAAAUAUGACAAUGGAGACUCCCAGUUGGAUUCAAAUGAGCUUCUUAACUUUGUUCAGCACAACCAAACAGCAGUUAACAUUACCUCCUACAUGGAUGAGGAAAACAAUCGACUUCUCAGGAGCCUCUGUGUUGAUGCACUGAUUGAACUCUCUGAUGAAAAUGCUGACUGGAAACUGAGCUUCAAUGAGUUUCUCAAUUGUCUGAAGCCAGGAUUCAACCCCCCAGAGAAAAAGUGUGCACUUGAGGAUGAAACUUAUGAAGAUGGAGCAGAGACUCAGGUGGAGUGCAAUCGCUGUGUCUGUGCUUGUGGAAACUGGGUGUGCACUGCCAUGAUUUGUGAUGCAAAGGAUAAGAAAGAAGUAUUUGAUGAUGAUGGUGAUCUACAUGCACAGCAAAUGACUGAGGAGGAGUGGAACAGACGUGUGGAGGAGCUGAACAAACACCAGGAAACCGUUGAAAAAUCUAAGAAAGUGAACAAUAAGGAAAUCUAGGAAGAUGGAAAACCUCACAGAUUGACCGGCAGCCAUCCACUCUGCUUCAGAAGGAGAGUAGACAAGAAUCUUGGAUCUUGCUGCUCUUUGAACAAAGUUAUAUUUCUGUGCGAUUUUACUUCUUUUUGUUUUAUAAUUAUUCAUAAAUUUUAAUGUAAACCGCAUUCUUUAUACAAAGUUCAAUUGCAUUUUCAGUAUGCAGCCCACUGUGUAAACUGAGCUGUCAAAGGCACAUUGUAAAGCUGUGUUAGGGAAGAAAGAUGGCGAGUAAAUUACCAUCGUUGUGAGCCAUCUUCAGAAUUUCUAAGCGUUGAGGAAGAUUGUAAUCGGACCAUUAAAGUCAAACUGUAAUCCAUUUUUUAUGUUACCAUAUUUGUUUCUAAGUAUAUAUGGUGUGUUUUACAAUAGGAUAUGGAGUUAAUUAUAUGUCAAACAGAAAAAAAAUGAAAAAGCUGUAUAAAGAAGAGCUCACCUUGUACUUGAACUUGAGUACUUGUGCUCAGCUGAUUUGCAAUUGUACUGUCCAUUUAUUGUGUUUAAUGAUACUUGAUGCAUUUGCUUUUAUACGCAUUGUUUAAUAAAAAGUAAGAUUUUCAGGUGAUAAAGGAAGAAGCAGUCUGCCCCAGAAGCACUGGUCAUUGAAAUUUAUAUUUUUUUGUUCACCAAUCUCACAUACUUCAAAGGAAAUGCUGGGUCCCAGAUCUGCUAUCGAGCGGCUCAUUCUUCUACCUGAUAAUAUUUUUGUCAUGAUGUUCUUGCACUGUUCUAAAGGUUAUCACUUCCUCUAGUCAGGAUGGAAUGAAUUAUUGGAACUGGUGAUCAUUAAUGUAGAUCCAUAAAUGGAGAUUCAGUCCACGAUCUGCCAAUUCUGACUAUCUGAUAAGUUUCAGUCCCCUUUUAUAGAAUGAGUUUGGUAAAGGUUUCUGCCUCCCUGGUGAAUGAAAAGGAUGUUUACCUGGAUCCUGGCCUGACAUUCUGUUUAUUUUACCAAAAUGUUUUGAGCUUUUGUUCACAGUUAAAAUAGUGUAACACUUUAUGUUAAUGUGUAAAACCCUAGUCAUGAAGUACACAUAUCCAGAAAUUUUUACAGUUACCCAUUUCUAAACAGUUGAACACUUACUGAGUUGUUCAUCCUUACAUGAAAAAUUGAGUUAUAUGUGCUCACAUGCAGAUUUAUUGACACAUUUUCAUUAACAUAGUGUAAACAGAUCUCAAGAGAGCGGUGCAGCACCCUAGAGUAAACCAACAUAAGACUGAGUUACCAAGUCAGAGGCUGAGCAUAGCUUAAAAUAGUGACAUAUUCAUUUAGGUGAUCCCUGGGAAUUGGGAGAUUUGUCCUAAGCAAGUGCAUUCAAAUGGACCUGUCCAGAGCAAAUAUUAAGAAAACCUUUUCUAAACUGAACUAACAUUGUCCACACAGGGGUAAUUUCUAAUGUGGUAUUUUACCCUUCUAUGAGACUUUCCCACAUUACAAAUUUUCCAUUAUCAUAUAUAUAACUGCUUUAUGAGUCUACACAUUGCAUGCUAUUACCAUAGUUAUUUUUUAUUUGCGUUGUGCCUGCUGCUUAUUUUUGCCAGCUUUAAUAAUCUUUGGCUUUGUAAAAAGCAGGAAUAACAGCUGAAGCUUUUCCCUUCAUUUAUUUGCCUGUGCACUGACCUCACUCUUCUUCUACACUAUCAAUAUUUGUGUCAUUAUAUGGUUAUCAAUAAACAAGCAAAAUGCAGGAAAGAUGUGAGAGUGGAAAACAUAUUGUCAAAUCACAUUUACAUGCAUUCAUUUUAUGAUAGACAUUUUUUAAUUUGAUUGUCGUAUAUCUGAUUUUGCUUUUUUUAUUCUAGCAUGGUAAAAUAACAUUGUGUCGGUAGAGAUCCAUGGUUUUCAUUUGCUAGUAACAGGUUAUUGUUAAGACAGUAUUGAAAUUAACAUUUUACCUGUGACUAAUGUCUUUGUAGUUCUUUAGGUCUUUAUUUUGGAAAGGAAGACAACCAAAUAAAAAAAAAUGAGGAAAAUUAUUUUUUAUAAACAUACCUUAGACAGUCGGACUGUAACUUAAAUGGUGCUCUUGAUAAUUUGUUUUAAAGAUAUCCAAACAGUAUUUAUACCAGAUUUUGGGGUCUGGGAGCAUUACAGUGAAUCCUAAGCAAAACAGGUACAGAACAGUUGUACACUUUGAACACAUUUCUACAGCAUGUUAGAUAAAAGACUUGUGCAAUGUAAUCUGUAUUGGAUCUUUGUUGUGUUAUAAGUAAAGGCAUAUAGCAGAAUGGAGAUUUGCUAGUUAUAUUUCAACAAGCAAGAAGAGAAGUCGCAGUCCACUCUGACCUUCCAUGUGUUAUUAGUACUUCUGUAGAAUUUAAUGAACAUGAAAAAGUGAAAACCAAAACUUGAGAAGUUUAUCUGUCUGGUGGUAUCACUCCAGGUAUUAAAUUACUCUGGACCCAGCAACUAUAAUAUACCUUUUGUUAUAAAGUUAAUAUCAGUUAGUAUUAUCAAUGUCAUCUAUAGGUAUUUAACAGUUUUAGGUUAAUAUUUUUGCACCAUUUUGUUAACAUAAUUUUAUUUUAGUAUCAGUGCCUUAAAUUGUAACUGUUGACCAAGAAGUUUAACGUAUUGAAAAAGAAAAGGUAAUUUCAAAUGUUUUAAUGUGAGGCUUGAUGUUGCAGAAUAAGAAAUGUUC